AUGCUUCACUCAGGAUCAAAGAUUGCAAAGCCAACCGGAGUGUACUUCAGGACUUGCGGAAUUGGCGGUAUAAUGUUAGUAGUCAUGGCUCCAAUCUUUGCCCCUCCCAACACGAUCAAGAGUGUUGUUAGUAGAUCUUUUGCUUACGGAGUAGUCAGUGUUGUUGUUGAUGCAUUGCAACAAGACUUCGGUAGACUGGCCAAGACUUCACGUGAGUGCUGCGCCAAGAAGAGACAUAUCGUUGUCAGUGAGCGGACUAUGGGUGACCCCGCCAUCGAAAUCGAAUGCCGUCUUGCCGUCUCUUACGAUUCUACCAAUCCAAGACCUGAACAAUUGGGAAACCCGUACUCUUUUGACGCUCGACGAGGAGCGGGCCCCUUUGAGCCUUGGCCUACAGCAGAACUGCUUGGCGAGCCACUAACACUAUGGCCUGCGAGACACCGGCUGAAGUCCAGCUGCACGUAUCAGAGACAGUUGGGCACAUAG
Molecule: messenger RNA, 486 nt
Organism: Fusarium oxysporum Fo47
Lineage: Eukaryota; Fungi; Ascomycota; Sordariomycetes; Hypocreales; Nectriaceae
Exons: 4
Coding region: 1-486 (161 amino acids)
Source: RefSeq, a predicted model, not a curated record